CUUCACGGGCUGUGGAGACUGAGACUGUUGUUCUCUCGUCUCUCAGGGAGCAGAGCAGAGUAGCGGGGGCAGUCGUCUCAGAGAAGGAAAAGCAGCACUGAGGUGUCACCGCAGCCAUAGAAGAUGGUGCUGAAGCCAAAAUGAGACCAUGGACCACCACGACUCAGCAACACAGACAGGAAGCUGUUCAACAGCCAUCACAAAUAUUUCGACAGCCAGGCGUACUGCUAAUUUAGUAAUUCUCAGGAGCAGCAUUUAUUAAAAAUGUUGUGCGACCAUAUUCCUGUAGUAGUUGUUUUGAUGAAUAUUGUCAUGAGUGCUGGUGUGGUCAAGUCCUAGGAGAGUUAAAAGCUAUGGUUCAGGCCCAGCAAGAACAGCAAACUGUCAAGUAAAUUAGAAACGAAGAGGAAAUAUUGGGAGAAAGACGCUGAGGGAUCAAAAGGGCCAAGAUCUUAAGUCACAUUUGACCAUGGAGACCCUGAGAUUAGAUUGUAUGCACCUUAAUAAAUGGGAGCACUCGGGCGCUCUGCGUGAACAUAUUUAAUAACAUUAUAUGCGAGCCUAAGGCUCAUUAUGUGAAUGUCCUCUUUGCAAAAAAAGUGAGACCUCACAUCGAGUUUAAAACUAAAAAGUAACAAUGGUUCACACAAAGCUCCAGUGAUGACGUCAUCAGAUUGUCUCCAGUGAAGCACCAGCGAUAAUGUUGUCACAAGUGCUGUUGGGUGCCAUACUGUCCCUCCUCAUCCUUCUGACUAUCGGCGGUAAUGUGCUGGUGUGCCUGGCUGUCUGCGCCUCUCGACGCCUCCGCUGCCUCACCAACUGCUUCAUUGUGUCUCUAGCUGUGACAGACUUGCUGCUCGGCCUCUUGGUUCUCCCUUUCUCCGCCCUCCUCCAGCUCACCAACGAGUGGCCGCUCGGCCCAUCCUUCUGCAACUUCUACAUCUCCAUGGAUGUCAUGCUGUGCACUGCCUCCAUCCUCACCCUCCUGGCCAUCAGUGUGGACCGCUACCUGGCAGUGACCAUGCCUCUGAGAUAUGCCUCGCUGGUGUUGCCAUGGAGAGUUGCUGUGGCCAUGGCCAGUGUUUGGACAGUGUCCGUGGCCGUGUCUUUCUUGCCCAUCCAAAUGGGGUGGAAUACUGUAAAUGGCACGGUGCAGAACUACGGGCCUUGGGCUCAAGAGGGGAGAUGCCGCUUUGAGCUGAACAGACCCUAUGCCCUCACUGACUCUCUACUGACUUUCUAUCUGCCUCUGGUGGCUAUGUGCUGGACCUACCUCCAAAUACUUCGGAUUGCACGGGCACAGGCCAAACGCAUUGUCAGUGCCCGACCCAAUAGCAGCACGAGUAACAACUGCAGGAACAAUCCUUCCAGCAGUAUCACUUUGGUUACCAGUAUUACAGCAGUGGCUCUGCGGGAGCACAAAGCCACAAUGACACUGGCAGCAGUGAUAGGGGCUUUUGUUGUAUGCUGGCUGCCGUAUUUUAUCCUCUUCACAGUGUUGGGCCUGGAGGAGAAUCCAGACCCAAGCAAAGUACCAUCAUUCCCUGUUGUGUUGUGGCUGGGUUACACCAACUCAGCCUUUAACCCUAUCCUCUAUGGAGCUCUCAACAGGGACUUUAGGUCAGCCUACAGUCAUCUACUGAGAUGUCGAUGCCCUUCUUACAGUGGGUGGAGGUGCCGACAGCCAUCUCCCACUGUGACAGCAGCCAGAGAGCAGCUUACAGAGGUGACACUGCUGUGUGGCCACACCCCCACCACCUGCAGGGCAGGUCUAGCAGAGCAAAACUUUAUGCUUCAAGAAAUGAACAGCGGGACAUCCACAGCUACUAUCCAAAUUGCAAAUGGCACUGCUGCCACAGAUGUCAAUGGCAAUGAAAGGUCGUGCUGAGCCUGUGCUGGUGAGGUGGGUGCUGUGUUCACUGUACCGCGGCUGCAACCAAGAACCAGAAUCCAUCAGCCCAAGAGGAAAAGAGCAACAGACAGACAAAAAGAUGGACAGAGAUUUACAGCUCCUCUACUUGGAAGCCCUCAGCGCCGCAGUAGGAGCACCCAUAAUACACCACUAACCACUCUCUCUGUAAUUCAACAAACAACAGUGGGACAAAAUGGGACCUCAGCAACUCCACACCUCAUCAGCAAGAACCAACUGUGCGCAGACAGCCGGCCUCCACCCGUCCAGGACCGAACAAGUGAUGAUGCUUCUAUGUGGAUGGAGCUAAGUUGUCUAACAAAAUCCUUCCACUGCAGCCAACCAACACACAGAGCAAAACAUGGCCCUGAUAUGCUCUUCAUCUAACUGUGAAUAGUACUGAAGCUCUGGAGAACUAAAUGAGACCAGCCCGAUAACUUGUUGGUCAUCAAUUUAAUGAACUUUUUUUUUUAUGCUGACUCAAGGGUGCACUCCAGUGGAAACACAAAGUAUCACAACUUUAACCUGGACAAAAUAAAUGGAAAUGUUUCACAACAUGAGAGAAUGGAAGAGAAAAAGUGAUAAAUGGACUUUUAUUAUUAUCACUUUAUGUAAAAUGUGUUGUGACAUUUGAAUGUGUAGCAUUUAAUGUUAUGUGUCUAUUUCGAAGAACGCAGAUCGUGUCUCUGCUGUUGCUCACUCAGUGGCAUAAAGCUAGCAAAUGUAUUGUAUCAUACUGUAAAAGUAACUGAGAACUGUUUCUACAAAACAGAAAAUUACAACCAUACUGUACCAAUAAAGGGCAGCUUAAAUAAAGAC
Messenger RNA from Epinephelus moara (kelp grouper), 2728 nucleotides. It is a transcript of the gene hrh2a, whose product is annotated as histamine receptor H2a. NCBI's taxonomy places the organism in Eukaryota, Metazoa, Chordata, Actinopteri, Perciformes, Serranidae. Gene Ontology annotation, cellular component: membrane. Gene Ontology annotation, biological process: adenylate cyclase-activating adrenergic receptor signaling pathway. The record is from RefSeq and is a predicted model, not a curated record. The transcript has 5 exons. The coding region runs from base 701 to 1888 and encodes 395 amino acids. Gene Ontology annotation, molecular function: G protein-coupled receptor activity.